This is a messenger RNA of Monomorium pharaonis (pharaoh ant), 5743 nucleotides long. It is a transcript of the gene Karybeta3, whose product is annotated as importin-5. NCBI's taxonomy places the organism in Eukaryota, Metazoa, Arthropoda, Insecta, Hymenoptera, Formicidae. The coding region runs from base 370 to 3732 and encodes 1120 amino acids. Gene Ontology annotation, cellular component: cytoplasm; nucleus. Gene Ontology annotation, biological process: protein import into nucleus. The record is from RefSeq and is a predicted model, not a curated record. The transcript is spliced from 14 exons. Gene Ontology annotation, molecular function: nuclear import signal receptor activity.
GAUUGGUCUAUUUUCUUAUGCAAGUGCUUAUGGACCAAUCAAUUGUCUUAUGUGUAUGCUCAUGCGCUUAUGCAAGUUUGUAUGGAUAUACCUUUGUGCAUUAAGAUUUAACUGUAAAAACUCGUCGUAAUAAAAAAAUCACUGAGUGCUCACUGAGCUAUCUGCUUUUUUGCAGGCCUAUUCUCUUUGGCUGAACUUUUUACGCGAUUUAUCUUUUCUCUUUUACUUCUCUCGCGUUGGAGAGAAGAAAAAAAAAAGAAUAAACUCGUGCACACAAAGUACACGAGAAGUGCGGCGAAAAGGAACAGACUUUCCACCGGACGCGGUCAAUGUUGGCAACGUUCACGGCAAAUAGUGAUCUUUCGUUGCAUGACGUUGGCCACGACGAAUGACGAUCGACUGGGGCAAGUGUGCGCGCUUGGCUUCAUUCGUUCGGUAACAAUGGCGGCAGAUCUGGACCAGUUUCAACAGCUUCUAAAUACACUGCUCAGCACAGAUAACGAUGUUCGGGCGCAGGCGGAGGAGGCGUAUGGCAAUCUUCCAGUGGAAAGCAAGGUGACGUUUCUUUUAACUACCAUUUGCAAUGGUACCCUUGCUGAAGAAAUGCGGACCAUUGCUGCAGUGUUAUUGCGUCGAUUAUUCUCCUCAGAAUUUAUGGACUUUUAUCCCAAGAUUCCACCAGAGGCACAAGCUCAGUUGAAGGAGCAAAUUUUAUUAUCAGUCCAAAAUGAACAAACCGAAACUAUUCGACGUAAAGUCUGUGACGUUGCAGCCGAAGUUGCCAGGAAUUUAAUAGACGAAGAUGGCAAUAAUCAAUGGCCGGAAUUUCUUCAGUUCCUAUUUCAAUGCGCGAAUAGUCCAUUGCCGGCAUUAAAAGAAAGCGCGCUUCGUAUGUUUACAUCCGUCCCAGGUGUAUUUGGAAAUCAACAAGCAAAUCAUCUUGAACUUAUAAAACAAAUGUUACAACAGUCUGUCAUGGAUAUGGCAAAUUAUGAGGUCAGGUUUCAAGCGGUACGAGCAAUUGGGGCAUUUAUUACAUUACAUGACAAAGAGGAAAAUAUAUACAAACAUUUCUCAGAACUAGUUCCAGCGCUUGUACAAGUAACUGCUCAAUCUAUAGAAAAGCAGGAUGAUGAUUCUCUUAUAAAGGUGUUGAUAGAUCUUGCUGAAACCACACCAAAAUUCCUCAGGGGACAAUCAGAUAACAUUAUGCAGAUGUGCAUGAAUGUAAUUUCCAACGAAGAGAUUCCUGACUCUUGGAGACAAUUGGCACUAGAAGUUAUCGUAACUCUGGCGGAAACUGCACCGGCUAUGGUCCGGAAAGUUGGUCAAAAGUAUAUUGUAGCCUUAGUACCAUUGAUAUUGAAGAUGAUGACUGACUUGGAGGAAGAUGAAAAAUGGAGUUUCUCUGACGAAAUUACUGAAGAGGAUAAUGAUAGCAACAAUGUAGUUGCGGAAAGUGCUUUAGAUAGAUUGGCAUGUGGCUUGGGAGGGAAAACGAUGCUACCACAAAUUGUGCAAAAUAUCCCUACAAUGUUAAAUAACACCGAUUGGAAGUACAGACACGCAGCACUUAUGGCUAUCUCAGCUGUUGGAGAAGGAUGUCAUAAACAAAUGGAAGCUCUUUUACCACAAAUAAUGGACGGAGUUAUACAAUAUUUACAAGAUCCGCAUCCUCGUGUAAGAUAUGCUGCCUGCAAUGCAGUAGGGCAAAUGUCUACAGAUUUUUCACCUAUGUUUGAAAAGAAAUUUCACGAUAAAGUUAUCCCUGGAUUAUUGAUGGUGUUGGACGAUAAUGCGAAUCCUAGAGUUCAAGCUCAUGCCGGCGCUGCUCUUGUAAACUUCAGCGAAGAUUGCCCGAAAAAUAUUCUAAUACCGUAUCUCGAUGCCAUAAUGGCUAAACUUGAAUCAAUAUUGAAUGCUAAAUUCCAUGAAUUGGUGGAAAAGGGAACGAAACUCGUACUUGAACAGGUUGUGACAACAAUUGCCUCUGUUGCGGAUACAUGUGAAGAGCAAUUUGUAACAUAUUAUGACAGGUUGAUGCCUUGUUUAAAAUAUAUUAUUCAAAAUGCAAAUCAACAAGAACACAAAAUAUUACGAGGCAAAACGAUUGAAUGCGUCAGUCUUAUAGGCUUAGCUGUGGGCCCAGAAAAGUUUAUUGCUGAUGCUAGCGAAGUUAUGGAUAUGUUACUUAAAACGCAUACAGAAGGCGAUCUUCCCGAUGACGAUCCGCAAACCAGUUAUCUUAUAUCUGCUUGGGCCAGGAUUUGUAAAAUUCUUGGAAAACAAUUCGAACAGUACUUACCGUUAGUAAUGGGACCUGUGUUGCGAACAGCCGCUAUGAAACCUGAAGUUGCACUAUUAGAUAAUGAAGAUAUGGAAGGCAUCGAGGGUGAUCUUGACUGGCAGUUUGUUUCACUAGGAGAGCAACAAAACUUUGGAAUUAAAACGGCUGGUUUGGAGGAUAAGGCUUCUGCAUGCGAAAUGUUAGUUUGUUAUGCACGAGAAUUAAAGGAGGGCUUUGCGGAUUAUGCGGAAGAGGUCGUACGAUUGAUGGUGCCGAUGUUGAAGUUUUAUUUCCAUGACGGUGUCAGAACUGCAGCUGCGGCAAGUUUGCCGUAUCUACUCGACUGUGCUAAAAUAAAAGGUCCACAAUAUCUAGAGGGUAUGUGGGCAUACAUUUGUCCAGAUCUGUUAAAAGCUAUUGAUACAGAACCAGAAUCUGAAGUGUUGUUGGAAUUAUUGUCUUCUUUAGCGAAAUGUAUUGAGACACUGGGCGCAGGUUGUUUAAGUGCGCCUCAUAUGACUGAACUUUUACGACUUUUAGAUAAAUUACUUACUGAACAUUUUGACAGAGCAGUUGCUAGAUUAGAAAAACGAAAAGAUGAGGAUUAUGAUGAGGUUGUUGAAGAACAACUUGCUGAUGAAGACAAUGAGGAUGUAUACACGCUCAGCAAAAUUGCUGACAUUUUACAUGCCUUAUUUACGACUUACAAAUCCUCCUUUUUCCCAUACUUUGAUCAAAUAUGUGGACAUUUUGUUAAAUUAUUGAGCCUCGAAAGAUCAUGGUCCGAUCAUCAAUGGGCUUUAUGUGUAUUUGAUGAUGUUAUAGAAUUUGGAGGACCUGAUUGCGCGAAAUAUCAAGAAUUCUUUUUGCGACCCAUGAUUCAAUAUGUUUCUGAUAAAUCUGCAGAAGUUAGACAAGCGGCAGCUUACGGUUGCGGAGUUUUAGGCCAAUUUGGUGGAGAAGGUUUUGCCCAAGCGUGUGCAGAAGCUUUACCAAAACUAAUGGAAGUUAUCAGUGACCCGGAAUCUAGGUCACCAGAAAAUGUAAACCCCACUGAAAAUGCUAUUUCGGCAGUGACUAAAAUUCUCAAAUACAAUAAUUCAGCAAUCAACGUCGAUGAAAUUCUUCCACACUGGCUGACUUGGUUGCCAGUCGUUGAAGAUGAAGAUGAAGCACCUCACGUAUAUGGAUACCUGUGCGAUUUGAUUGAAGCAAAUCACGCAGUAGUUUUAGGAACGAAUAAUUCGCAUUUGCCUCGGCUUAUAAGUUUCUUUGCCGAAGCAUUGUUCAGAGAAGCCGUGCCUACCGACCAUCCCGUUAUGUCUAGAAUUCUUAGUAUCGUUAGAGAAAUACAGAACAACGACACGAUAUUCCAGGCGACCAUAAUGCAGUUAACAACAGAUCAACAACAGGCGCUUCAUGAGGCACUUAGUGCAUUAAGUUGAAUUUUUAACAUCGUAACAAAUAAAAAAAAUUAAUGCUCCGUUGAUUAAUCUCUUGAAGAAAUCGUAAAGAUUGUAGGUAUAUUGAGAUACAUACCUAUGAGACAUUCGCCUAGUUAUACACACACACGUAAAUAUAUUUAAGCAUUCUACGUAUUAUUAUUAUCCACGUACUUGUUGAGUAUGUAUUUCUGUAUCAUUAUCAGAUAUUGAUUAGUUUUCUAUCGUCAGGGAUUGUUAAACUUUUGAAGCAAAAUUAGAGUUUUGAUUUUACAGUGCUUCUACGAAUGAAGACAAGUCGAAAAAAAAAACAUUUUAUCAAUUAUGAAUGAACUUGCAUUGGCAGAAUUAAACAAAAAAAGCUGUUUAUAUAUUUUAAACUCAAUAUUUUAUACAUAUAUACUUGUUGUAUAUAUAUACAUAUAUCUAUCUCUUUUCUUCCUGCAUCACAUUGGUGAAUACUAUUAAAAAGUUUAUGAAUAAUGACGUUGACUUAAAUCAAACGUUCAAGCGAUAAUGUUCUGCCAUUGAGAAUCGAACGAUACUAAAUUAUUUUAAAAAAUAAUGGCUUUGUAAAAAAAUUGCGUACGUACGUUGUGUAAUACGUACAUAUAGCUUUGUUAUGCGAGUGUAACAUUAAGGAAUUAUGGUUUUGUUACUGUGAUCUUUCUAAAUUGUGUUUUGAGCUAUCUCCACGUUCCGAUGAAAUAACAAAGCUAAUGCAAGAUAGACUGGAAAGCCUCGUAGCCAUGAAGUGAACACGUGACAUUGUGAUUUAGGUAUUUUUAUUAUUAAAUUUAGAUACAGUAAAUGUUAUUUAAUAAUAAUAUCGAUAAUGUUGCAGCGUUGAGAUUCUGUAUACGAAUGCCUUUUGAAUGAAACGUAAUGAAAAGUUUUUAAACUUUUAGAUUUAUGAUCUAUGAGAUAUGACUUUACAACGUAUAUAACAAAUAUAUUUUUUUUUCUCAUAAAAAUAUAUGUUGGAAUGCUAUAAAUUCUUGUAAUCUUACAGCUAAUAUUGAGUUACACUUAGCUGUAAUUUUACAACUAUUCAUGUCAUAAACCAAAUGUUAUUCGAAAAUAAAAAGAAGGUGGAAAAAGCAAAAAAAACUUGGUUAUACAAAAUACAUUACGUUUCUUUCGGCUGAUGUGACACGAUGAGAAUUGAGAUGUUGAAUGAAAAAGGACUGAGCGAUAUAAUCUGUUUAAACAACUCCUCCCCUCCCAUUUUCUUAUUAUUUAUUUAUAAAAUACGUACUCCAAUACUUGCGACUGUAUGCGAAAUUUUACUGACGGAAAGACUAUCUCUACUACACCUCACGGCUACUCCAAAUAUGAAUGCUCCAAGUAACAACCUUUUUUUACUAAGGACGUGUAGAGGAGUAAAAGUAAAAAAUAAACAUUUAUUUGUACAUACGUCAAAGUAUAUAAAAAUAUCGCGAACAAGUAUAUAGAGUAGAAGUACUUGAUUGUAACUAAUCCUUGAUAUAUGGUAGGCACUGCCUCGUUAUUUCACAGAAAAUCAACACAAUCUUGUGCACAUAAUUGCAGCAGAUACAUACGGAAAAUUAAUAUUGGACUGUUUAUGCGAUAUGCAUUUGCGACAGAGUUGAAGAGCUAAAAAUCAAUGUGAAAAGGAAAAAUUAUAAUUCUUAUAUAGAGAUUAUUUUAAAAUCAUUAUUAGCUAAAAUAAAUCUCAGCUUUGUAAUCAUUUGUUUUGCUUCACCUGCUACAUUCUUAAAUGUAUAUUUUAAUUUAAUUCUAUGGUUAUUAACAUUUUUUUUUGCAAAUUAACUUUGUUACGUUUCAUAUGAUGUAUAAUACAACGUAUAUUUAAUUCAAAUUUCGAACUAGAUUGUCGUAAAUAUCACAAAUUAAGUAUUUUAUUCAUUGUCGUUUAACAUUAAGUAUCUUGUGCAGCAAUAGUCUCAGUAAAAUUUAUUACAAGGUUAUAUGAUAAUUAUCCUAAGCGUUUUUUAUAACUUAUAAGUAUCGAUAAGAAAAUGAAAAAAAA